Molecule: messenger RNA, 1263 nt
Organism: Cyanidioschyzon merolae strain 10D
Lineage: Eukaryota; Rhodophyta; Bangiophyceae; Cyanidiales; Cyanidiaceae
Product: similar to pleiotropic regulator 1
Exons: 1
Coding region: 1-1263 (420 amino acids)
Biological process (GO): mRNA splicing, via spliceosome
Cellular component (GO): precatalytic spliceosome; Prp19 complex; catalytic step 2 spliceosome
Molecular function (GO): protein binding
Source: RefSeq, a predicted model, not a curated record
AUGAGCGAUGCAGCGUCAAACGAACGUCGACUGCGAGAACUUGUCCAAUGGAACAGCGUGUUCACACAGCGCCUCUUCGGAGAGCCCGGGAGGAGCGCCCUGCGCCCUCAGCGACCGAAAGCAGGUGCAGAUGUACCCGACUGGCUGACGAAGCUACGCGGGACGCUCUCGACACAACCGGCAACGGCGGCGGGGGUGCACGAACCCCCUCGAACCGGUCCGGGUGUGGUGGUGCAGGCAGCCGCGACAUGGGCGCUCUCACCGGCCACCAGAAGCACCUGGUAUCCCUGGACUUUAUACAGACAAGUCUGGGUGGAAAAUAGCUGGCCCGUUGCGCUUGAUGUCGCCAGCGAUAACGUCACCUUCGCAGCCGGUGUCUGGGAUCGAAGCAUCCGACUCUUUGAUCUGGCCAGUGGGCUUGUUGUUCAUACGUUUCGCUCCGAGUCGCAGCUGCUGGGACCCGUUCGAGUGCUGCGUUUCGCGGAGUCAGCACCACAUCUUCUGUACAGUGGUGCCGCUGAUAAACGCGUCCUCGCAUGGGAUACGCGUACCGGUCGCAUUGCACUACGUCUGGUAGGUCACCGGGCGAGUGUGGACGCCCUCGCAGUCCAUCCGCGGUUGACACAUGUACUCUUCUCGGGGAGCGCAGACGAGAUGAUUCGCGUGUGGGAUACCCGCGUCGGGGGCCAAUGCAGUGUCCACGAGUUAGGCGGUCAUCGGGGCGGAGUGCGUUCGCUUGUUGGUCGAGCACUCGAACCGCAGCUGUUAAGCGCCAGCGACGACUGUACGAUUCGAAGCUGGGAUAUUGUGAAGGGUGUCGCCGCUGGUGUCUGCACACGCCAUGCGAAGCCAGUCAUUGGCCUGUCGAGCUGCUGGCUCGAGACUGAUCUCACAGAAAGCGAGCUUGAGCGGCUCGUGUCCGUGAGCGCCGACGGUGCGCGAAUGUGGAAGCUGCCCGCUGUGCAACUCGUGGACGAGAUUCCUGGACCAGCGCCGACCCUCAGCACGGCUGCCGUGAGUGAAGAUGGCCAGUUGGUAUGCGGCGACCUCGACGGGCAACUGCACUGGUGGAACGCUGCCCAGCGGUGUUGGCAGAGCCAGAGUGCUGCGCCCCAGGCCACCUCAGGCGUGACUUGUUCAGUCGGGGCACGCGUACCGGCUGUCGUGCUUUGUAUUGCGUUCGACCGCUCGGCGACUCGUCUGCUCACUGGAUGUCAUGAUGGAGCGAUACGCAUGUGGCGUCUCCAUGACGAGUACCGCUGA